GCAGUAGUUAGAGCGCGCGCGUCUCAACCCAACGUCCCACGACUGGGCAGUGAGUGACCAAGUGUAGUGUUAUUGUGAGUGACUAACGGAUGACUAUACUUUUUGUGAAGUGCAACCACUAACGGAUCACGAGUUCGGGUUCAAGUUAAGCCGUAGUUCCCAGGCGGCAGCGCCUGAAGUAAAGGCUAAAGAUUGAGCAAGAUGGUGAAAUAAGUAUGGAGAUGGACGAUAAAGUGUCGGGGCCGGGGGGAGUGGCGCAGAAGAACUGGACGCACACGAACGCCAGCUUCCCGCUUCCCCUGGACAUGACCUUCAACCACGGGCACGUGGUGCAGAUCUGCGUGUACAGCGUGCUGAUGGUGGUGUCGGCCACGGGGAACCUCACCGUGCUGACGCAGCUAGUAAAGCGGAGGCGAGCGGGCCGCGCCAGCAGGCUCGAUUUGCUGCUGAUGCAUUUGGCUAUCGCUGAUCUUAUGGUGACGUUCCUAAUGAUGCCGCUAGAGAUUGCGUGGGCGGGCACGGUGCAGUGGCUGGCGGGCGACCUCAUGUGUCGCCUCAUGAUGUUCACGCGUACCUUCGGCCUCUACCUCUCCAGCUUCGUGCUCAUCUGCAUCGCUGUUGAUAGAUACUACGCUAUAUUAAAGCCCCUAAAUGUGACCUGGGAAGCUAACGCGCGGCGCGCGCUGCACACGGCCUGGGUGUGCGCCGCGCUCGCCAGCCUGCCGCAGAGCUUCAUAUUCCACGUAGAAGAGCAUCCUGAUGUCGCAGGAUACUUCCAGUGCGUGUCGUACGGCUCGCUGCCGACGGAGUCGCACGUGUUCGGCUACUUCCUGCUAAACAUGCUGCUGAUGUACCUCCUGCCCCUCGUGUCCACGCUCUACUGCUCGCUGGCCGCGCUGCUCGAGAUCAUACGCCGAGCCAACACCAGUAAUGAUAACAUGCGUCGCAGCGGCGUGGGCAUACUCGGGCGAGCGCGGGCGCGGACGCUCAAGAUGACCGUCACCAUCGUCAUAGUGUUCUUCACCUGCUGGUCGCCAUAUUACUGCUACUGUCUGUGGUUUCUUUCCAGGUAUUGGGUGGACAAGGAAUUCGUGAAAGGUUUGGACCCGGCGUUCCAGAAGGCCAUGUGGCUGUUCUCGUGUACCAACUCGUGCGCGAACCCCAUCGUGUACGGCAUCUUCAAUCGCAACCGGUGGUCGUGGCGGACUGGGCCGCACACGCGGUGUCGCGACAGCAGCGCGCGGCGCUGCUCGCGGCUUCCCUUAGGAGACUCCAUGGAGAUAUCUGCGUCAACGCUCGCGCGCGCGCGGCACUCCCUGCACGGGCGCCGGGACUCCUACGUAACGCAAAACGGACACAACCACCACAACAACAAUAACAAAUACGUCGACAAUGGGAUCGUUUAGAUCAUUCAUGUUCUAUCUGUGUGUGCUUAAGCCGGAAAGCUCACAGCGGUACGCCUUCAAGCUGCGCUUGUGAGAUGAUUCGACUUGUAUAUAUAGAAUACCUCACGAAGAAAUCGAUUUAUGCUGUUUAUUUUCAUGGCGUCCGUCUGAGUAGGCUUCGGCCUUUAGGGCUUCCACUAGCUGGCGCGUGUGUACGGAGCGGGUGCACGGGUUAACGAAAAAUGGUAUGUAAGCUAUUAACUAACGCUUUGGAUUUUACCUAGCUACAAUUGCACCCGCGCGCGUGCGCCCACUUUGGUCAUCCGCGCCAGCUAGCAGACGCCCUAAGGAGUUUUUCUUAACAGCGGACAUGAACAUUGGACAUAAUGCAACUGUAGAUGUGAGUUGUGAUGAUACUGGAGGAUCGGAUGAACCUUCGGAGGUUGUAUCGUCAUGUUUGUAUUUGGUCCUAUAGCAUAAUCUGCUGAAUACUGUCGUUAGUUCUAGUUUAUACACCUAUUUAAAUUAGAACAUUCCAGCUUAUAUGUGAUCACAUUUCAGAGGUUCUCCAUGAUCUCCAUACACGAUACGUCGUUGGUCGUUGGACCAGUACUCUGCUUUUGCCUUUAAGUUCUAUUGAACUAAAAGGCAAAAGAAUAAUCAUACUUUUUUUUCUACGAACAGAAAUGAUUUUUUGCUGAACAUUGCUUUUGUCUUGUUCGUUUAGCAAAUGAGUGGUUGCUAAUUAAUGUGGAAUUAUCAACAUUAUUUAUAAAGAUAGCAGUUUGAUAAUUGCGUUGAAUGAUUGAUGAAACGUGUGAAGUUUAGGUAGGUACAUUCCUUGUUGGAGCGUAUGUACUCGUAAUGUAUGUACAAUAUAAAAAUACCUAUUUUGUAAAUUAUAGAACUUUUUGAAUAAGUGUAAAUAACGUACGUUUAUAAAUGUUUGUCUUUAUCCACUGGAUUAUAUUAAUAAGCAAUCAUGAAAAAACUCAAUAGGUCUCUUAUGUAGUAGUUUGUACACUUCCAAUUACCUACUAACCAACGUUCACUUUAUAUGGUGUGACUUCAUUUCAAUAAAAUACUUACCUAACUUAAAUCACAAAAGCAGUGAUGAUUUUGGAGUGAGAAAUAAACUGUUUUAAACCUAUUUUAUGUAAAUAGCUAAUGAAGUUACUGAAAGACUCGAAUAACCUUGCGAAUCUUAUUUUCAAACAGUUCUUCAAAAUGUAUAUACCUUAAUAUAUGUAUAUGUAAUCCUGUGGUUUAUGCUGAAAAUCGUAUCUGAAAUGUAUGUAAAUGUAUGUAAAUCAAAUUGAAAUACUUACAAAGCCUCGACAGUAGUCUUGAAACAUAUCUAGGAUUUUCGUGGCUAGGUGUUAGUUGCUCAUGCUUUGCCAAGCAAAUAUAAAGCCUGACCAGGAAUAUAUGAUCACGCGCCAUGUUGCGGAAUUUCACUGGAACUAUUUUUUUCAUACUAUACUGAACUGUCACCCUAUACAUGAAAACAACAGCGCCCUCUUGACAAUGAUCGUAUAUUUCUUGGUCUUGAUCGUAUUUUUCCCCUCACUAGCUCAGAAAGCCGUCUUUUAUCCUUUAAAACAAGCGGGGAAAAACGCAUUUUAGCCACUAGUGGGGAAAGUAAUUUGACCUUUGAUUAGAUGGAGCGUAGCUUUUGACAGAUAACAAAACGUAAAACGCUCAUAAUAAUGGCUCGUUCGAUAUUAAUUAUUAUUAAAUAAAUGGUUUGAGAAUUUAAUAAAAAAUACCAAAUUUAGUUUUAUUUAAUGAUUUUAAGUCAUAAAACUUAAAUUCCAUAAGAAACAUUUGUUUUUAUAAAUGAUGUUAAAUGUAAUUCUGAACGCACAAGUUGAGUCGAUGCAAUUUCAAAACGCAUUGUUAGAAAUGUCAACAUUGUCAGCAAAAAUUUUCUCGCCGACUCCGACACGUAAAAAUACAUAUCGAUAUUAUAUAAAAAUACAUAAUACGAUAUUAUAUAAAAAUACAUAUAUAUAGUAUCGUAUUAUCGUAAGAAAAUAGUGAUUCCAGUGAUGAAGAUGAUCUAACGCCUGUGGAUGUUGCACUUUCCUUGCUAAAGUGAGGGGAAAAGUUUUGUGUUACUCACGGGUGCAAAUGUAUUUUACUUCUCGUGUGUUGAAACCACUCGCUACGCUCAGGAUUCUUUUUUAGAACCACUCGCUUCGCUCGUGGUUCAACUAUAGAAUCCUUUCGCUUGCUCGUGUUUCAAUUCCACACUUGCGGGUAAAAUACAACUUUGCACCCUUGUAUAACAAAUAACUAUUACACCAUGCAUGAAAUAAAGUACCAAAAGAUAAGAAGAGAAACGUAGACAGCAGUUAUUUUAAGACACAAUUUCUAUUUUAAAAUUUGUAUAAAACUAUAAAGAGUAGGUAAUUUGACUGUGUUGUCACAUGCUAGUGUUUCAUAUAAAUUCCAUAGUAGCAAAAUCGUUUUGACAGUUCGAAAAAGUAACUGAUUUGACUAGUAGUCAAAUACCCUAUUUACGACUUUUCCCAAUAUGAAAGUCGUAAACAUUUGUGUUAGAGCUUUAAAAAAACAUAAGUAACUGGUUUACGAUAUUUUCUUGUAGGUAGGAAAUGAACUCAAAAUUGGAAUGCAAAUUUACUUGUUGACCAAUUUGAAUUUAAGCGACAAUAACAAUAAUAAUGUGAGAUACCUGAAGAGGCAAGGCACAAAGUGGCUCAGGGUGUCUAGCUGCCUAGCCAACGUGCCCAUCGAUUACACUCCGUAGCGAAAGAAACGCAACGGUCUCUGUCGCACUAAACUGUUUGAUUGUAUGGUACUAACUAUUUCUAUAUGCAGAUACCUAAUGCUUAAUAAAAACGAUGCAACUUUACCUUAAAAUAAUGUUAAUAUUGAGAAACAGUGUGAUUCGGCAUAGGUAAAUGUUAUAAAUUUAAAGGAUUGUUUUUUUAAUUAAAUGUUCUAAAUGUUCAUUAUAACGCUUAAUUAGAUAGACGUAAUUUUAGUGAGGUCAAAAAGAAUAUUCAAAGGUCAUGGUUUAAACAUUCCAAUUUAGUAUGAUUAAUUUAUAUUUUAAGCAUCUACAUUUAUAUCUUAAGAUUUUUUGUAUAUACACGUAUUUUAGCGAUAUAGUCAAAUUAAAAAAAUAUGUUUCUGUAUAGUAGAAUAUUAUUUAAUAUAAUAUGGUUCUUUAAGAGAAUAUACUAAUUAGUUAGUCCGAAUCGGAUCCAAUCAAACAUUUUUUUAACAUUAUUAAAACUGAAAUAUGUUUGAGACGGUCAUCACCUUUGUAAUUUACCUAUAUUUAUUAAAAGACUGACUGACAGAAGUCUAUUGUAUGUCAGAUAUGAAAUCAUUAUACUAAUUAGGGUUCCGUACCCAAAGAGUAAAAACGGGACCCUAUUACUAAGACUCCGCUGUCCGUCUGUCACCAGGCUAUAUCUCACGAACGGUGAUAGCUAGACAGUUGAAAUUUUCACGGAUGAUGUAUUUAUGUUGCCGCUAUAACAACAAAUACUAAAAAGUACGGAACCCUCGGUGCGCGAGUCCGACUCGGCUUGUAAAGAUGUUAACACAUCAAUCUUAUCAUGCUCGUAAAAUUGAGGUUCAAGUCAUUUCUAACCUAACCUAACCAACUAUUCUUGGGUUAACAGUUAUUAGUUUGGUGACAUUUGCUUUAAUAGGACAGCAAAAUGUAAAAAAGUUGGUAAUCAUUUCCGAUAAAAUGAGGUCUAAUUUUGGUGAUCAUUUAUUAUUUUUGGUGGUAAUAAUGAUUUUUUGUUAUUAAAUUUCACUAUAUCCGGUGAUCAGUUAAAUACCAGCCCAAAAUAAUUGCUGUUUUCACAUUUUUGCAUUAGUUUGGUGUUGUUGCACGUGUUGAAUGAACAAACAUAAUAAAAAAAUGACCUUAUUGUAACAAGAUACGGUUUAUUAUUGAUGAACAUUAAAUAAGUAACUGUGGUAUGGUUAACAUUAAAUAGGUAACUGCUAUUUUGCAUGUUUGAUUUAUUAUAUUUUUAUUAACGCGUACCUACGUUGGCUGUGACCUCUGAUACUGACGAUGGAAAGAUGAGUUUUGUACUAAAAUCCAUAAUUCUAAAUAAUUACUAUAGGAUUACUAGGAUAAGUGAUAUUGUUUAAUAAAUAUUAUUAAGAAUU
This is a messenger RNA of Cydia strobilella, 5549 nucleotides long. It is a transcript of the gene AkhR, whose product is annotated as adipokinetic hormone/corazonin-related peptide receptor variant I-like. Gene Ontology annotation, cellular component: plasma membrane. The transcript has 9 exons. Gene Ontology annotation, biological process: G protein-coupled receptor signaling pathway; cellular response to hormone stimulus. Bases 216 to 1406 code for a protein of 396 amino acids. Lineage: Eukaryota; Metazoa; Arthropoda; Insecta; Lepidoptera; Tortricidae. The record is from RefSeq and is a predicted model, not a curated record. Gene Ontology annotation, molecular function: G protein-coupled receptor activity; peptide binding; adipokinetic hormone receptor activity.